This is a messenger RNA of Ficedula albicollis (Collared flycatcher), 657 nucleotides long. RefSeq names its product serine/threonine-protein phosphatase 2A 65 kDa regulatory subunit A alpha isoform-like. Gene Ontology annotation, cellular component: cytoplasm; protein phosphatase type 2A complex. The coding region runs from base 37 to 657 and encodes 206 amino acids. Gene Ontology annotation, biological process: protein dephosphorylation. NCBI's taxonomy places the organism in Eukaryota, Metazoa, Chordata, Aves, Passeriformes, Muscicapidae. The transcript is spliced from 5 exons. The record is from RefSeq and is a predicted model, not a curated record. Gene Ontology annotation, molecular function: protein phosphatase regulator activity; protein binding.
CCCCUCAGAGCCGGGGCGGCGGCGGCAGCGGCGAAGAUGGCGGCGGCGGACGGCGACGAUUCGCUUUACCCGAUCGCGGUGCUCAUCGACGAGCUGCGCAACGAGGACGUGCAGCCGCCCCUGGAGAGCCUGGCCACGGUGGAGGAGACGGUGGUGCGGGACAAGGCGGUGGAGUCGCUGCGGGCUGUGUCCCACGAGCACUCGUACUUCCGGAACCUGUGCUCGGACGACACGCCCAUGGUGCGGCGCGCGGCCGCCUCCAAGCUGGGCGAGUUCGCCAAGGUGCUGGAGCUGGAGCACGUCAAGAGCGAGAUCAUCCCCAUGUUCUCCAACCUGGCCUCCGACGAGCAGGACUCGGUGCGGCUGCUGGCGGUGGAGGCGUGCGUGAGCAUCGCGCAGCUGCUGCCGCAGGAGGAGCUGGAGGGGCUGGUGAUGCCCACGCUGCGCCAGGCGGCCGAGGACAAGAGCUGGAGGGUGCGCUACAUGGUGGCCGACAAGUUCACUGAGCUGCAGCGCGCCGUGGGCCCCGAGAUCACCAAGACCGACCUGGUGGGCGCCUUCCAGAGCCUGAUGAAGGACUGCGAGGCCGAGGUGCGCGCCGCCGCCUCCCACAAGGUCAAAGGUCAGCGCGGGCCGCCGGGGCGGGGCCGGGGCUAG